Messenger RNA from Pisolithus orientalis, 354 nucleotides. RefSeq names its product kinase phosphorylation protein-domain-containing protein. The coding region runs from base 1 to 354 and encodes 117 amino acids. The transcript has 2 exons. NCBI's taxonomy places the organism in Eukaryota, Fungi, Basidiomycota, Agaricomycetes, Boletales, Pisolithaceae. The record is from RefSeq and is a predicted model, not a curated record.
AUGUUCGAGCCAGUCCGUGGCGGAACUCGCGGCGGGCAAGCCCAAUUCAAGUGGUCUGAUGUGGCCGCGGACAAGGACAGAGAACAUUAUCUCGGACACAGCAUCAAUGCACCAACGGGGAGAUGGCAGAAGAACAAGGACAUUCAUUGGUAUGGCAGGGAAGAAUCCCAAACUCAGGCUGAGAGGGACGAAGAGAUACGCAAAGUCAAGGAAGCUGAGGCUGAGGCACUCGCUGUGGCGCUGUACGUUCUCCCCCCUGACUCGUUGCCUGGUAGGUAUUCACAUUCGACAGCGGGUUUUCUCCGACGUCGAAUAGUCAACCUUUGGCCUCCUCAGCGAGUGUUCCAAACUUGA